GUUAACACAUACAAGUGCUUAUAUUAACAAAUAAGUUAAUCGGUAUUCAAGUUUAUAUUUCUAAUGGACAUUUAGGUUUAUUAUACUGGAGGAGCUGACGUAUACUAAGAGAUUCUGAUAUGUAUGAGACCAGUAAUACCAUACAGGCUAAAGAAUGCACUGGUUGACGUUAUGUAUACUGUCAGGAAUCUUGGUUAUAUAUUUAUUGAUUGGAGGGGCGAUCUUUAUGGCCAUUGAGAAAGAUAAUGAAGACGAAAUAUCAGCCACACAGUCCUCUACAUUUUCACAAUUUCUUACUGACAACACGUGUGUAACAGCCAGUGAACUUUCUGCAUUUGCAGCUGCGGUUAUUGAAGCAUACGAUUCGGGUGUUGUAGCGACUUCAGACACAUCCAGCACGAGUAACUGGGACUACGGCGCUUCCGUGUUCUUCUCUGCAACAGUUGUUACAUCAAUAGGGUACGGACACAUUUCACCGACAACUACAGGCGGCCAGGUAUUUUUUGUUUUCUACGCUAUACUUGGGAUUCCUUUAACCGCCGUAAUUCUUGGAGCAGUCGGUGAGAAAAUGACGAAGCCUUACAAAAAGUUAGAAAAGAAACAAUUCUUUCCAAAAUAUCCUAAAAGUGAAACAAUUGGGAAAAGAGCAAUUUUCGCAACCCUUUGUUUUGUGUUGUUUUCAUUAAUUCCGGCGGCAAUUUUCCAAGCAGUAGAAGAUUGGAGUUAUUUAGAAGCGUGGUAUUACACGAUUGUUACACUUACAACAGUUGGUUUUGGCGAUUUUGUACCAGGUCAAAGUGAUUCGGACCUUCGUGGUUUCUACAAGAUUAUAGUAGGUGCAUGGAUAUUUUUCGGACUUGCCUGGCUCUCCAUGGUGCUAAAUCUAGUCGGAGACUUCCUCAAAACACAAGCUAAGAAGGUUGAUAAUGACGAGGACAAGAAAGAAAGCAAAGACGAUGCUAAACCUAAUGGAGCACAGGGCGGUACUGGACUUACAGAAGUUGCAGUAUAAAAUAAUGUAAAUGACAUUUAAAGGCUGUAUCCGAGCAAAAAAUUGAAGACAUUACUGUCAAUAUUCACAAAACGUCUCUCCCAAUUGCGCUUCUUAAUUAUACUGUACAGAGACAUUAAGAUAAAAAGAGAAACAUAUUCGAUUUUCUGAAAUAAUUCUCAAAUAGGUUAAUAAAUUACUCAGUAGAAUAAAUAAGUUUCACCAAAAUUCAGAAAUAAAGCAAUAUUAACACGCAAUACUUACACAAACCUUAUUCAUUUCUAUUCAUUAUUCUUGUUAUUUAACUGAUAUUCAAGCUUCCGAUUCAAGCAAUAUCAUUAAAUAUUAACCGUCUUUUUCCUUUUAUUUUUGUUAAGUUUAAUUUGAUAGUAUAUGUCAUAACUUAUCUUUAUAGCAUUCUUUAGUUUUUUUUUUCCAACGGUAAAUAUAAAAUACUGCAUAUAAAACAUUUACUUAGUAUUCUUUUUCUGAACACAACUCUGACCAUUUUGUUACCUAAUUAAUGUCAUUAAUAUUGGAAAAACUUGUGGUCCGAUCCAUUUUGUUUUUCUCUUAAAUCAGCAUGUCAUGUAGAUCUAUAUGUGCGUUUAUUGAAAGAGUUAUGUGUACCCAUGUAUUGUAUGUUAUGAAUUUAUAUUAGCAAUAAAAUAUGAUUACAUUGUAAAUCAAUAAAUAUCAUUAAUA
Molecule: messenger RNA, 1696 nt
Organism: Mercenaria mercenaria
Lineage: Eukaryota; Metazoa; Mollusca; Bivalvia; Venerida; Veneridae
Product: potassium channel subfamily K member 2-like
Exons: 6
Coding region: 155-1012 (285 amino acids)
Biological process (GO): potassium ion transmembrane transport; stabilization of membrane potential
Cellular component (GO): membrane
Molecular function (GO): potassium ion leak channel activity
Source: RefSeq, a predicted model, not a curated record